CGCACUAUCAUGAGCACUACCAUAACGUUCAAUGUUUUCACCAUUCUUGCAUUGUUACCAUUUACGAUUUCUGUAACGUGCCGCACAUAUUCACCGCAGGAGGAGAAAGCGGCUGAGAAUAUGAAGAGUUUGUAUUGUGCAUUCUAUAUGACGGAACGUUGUGAUGAGGGUUACUACUCCGAGGGCCCUGCAUGGGGUGCACAACCGAUGCCGAAUCAAUGCAGCAUAAGUAAUCAGAUGUUCUCAUGCUCUUGUAAUACUGACUUUUGUUCAAGCGACCACAACUAUCUUAUGAAGCUAUGGAAGAAGUCUUCCAAGUACUUAGAAGAUAGCAAGUAUACUGCUUGCCUGCAGGGGCUAAUAGAUGAAGAUCUUGAAAGGGUUGACGAUGCAGCUUAUAUUGGUGAAUCAGAUGUAGCAUUCGAGGUUCAAAGCCAGAAAAUGCAAGAUGCUGAAGAAGAUCGUGAUAUCAUAGAGGCUGAAGAUUUACGAUUGAAACAAAGGAAAAAGCUAACGCCCGGCUACAUAAGUGCCGUUAACCUCGCGGUUGCUCUGACAAUUUUUGUAUUUUGAUUUAUCCCGUAUCGUGCUUGCUACAACAUCAUCGUUAUGUAUGAAAACAACAUGUGAACGAAACAACUUAAAGCAUGAGAAGCACCUGUAUAGUUUUUCAGCAAUAAAAUU
Messenger RNA from Cylicocyclus nassatus, 684 nucleotides. The record is from the annotation of a GenBank genome assembly. Lineage: Eukaryota; Metazoa; Nematoda; Chromadorea; Rhabditida; Strongylidae.